Molecule: messenger RNA, 7967 nt
Organism: Ctenocephalides felis (cat flea)
Lineage: Eukaryota; Metazoa; Arthropoda; Insecta; Siphonaptera; Pulicidae
Product: vacuolar protein sorting-associated protein 13B-like
Exons: 6
Coding region: 36-7967 (2643 amino acids)
Source: RefSeq, a predicted model, not a curated record
UAAUCAAGUGUUUAUAUCAGUAUGGACCUUUUAAAAUGUUUAAAUUGGAAUCUUAUAUUACACCUAUAUUGUUAAGUUAUGUGGACAAAUAUAUAAAAAAUUUUAGGCCUGAAGAUUCACAGGUUUCAUUAUGGGGUGGCGAAGUUUCAUUCCACAACCUAGAUCUCCGUCUAGAUGUUUUAGAAGAAGAAUUGCAGUCACUUCAGUUCAGUAUAGUCUCAGGUCAUAUUCAUGAAUUAUUAAUACGGGUUCCUUGGACAAAACUUGCAUCAGAACCAAUAACAGUCACAAUAAACACUAUAGAGUGCAUAAUCAAAUUAAAAGAUAACACCAGACAUGCAAAUAACAGCUCGGAAAGUGGAAGUAGCAGUGGGAGUGGGAAAAGUGCCAAAGAAAAGAGGAAGGCAGCGGCUAAAAAAGAAGAGAUAGAAAAUCCACCAGGAUACAUUCAAUCAGUAGUCAACAAGAUUGUGGGUAACAUAACUAUAAAUUGCAAUAAUCUAAUUUUAAAAUAUGUUGAAGAGGAUAUAGUUGUUUCAAUGAAUAUAAAACUAUUGACUGUUGAAUCAGCAGAUGAGGAAUGGAAACCGGCCUUUACAGAGCUAUCGGCAACUCAAGUUCUUAUCCGUAAAUUAAUCACAUUGACUGAUCUUACUGUUUGUUUGGAUCGACGAAAUGCAGCAGGAAAAAUAGAUGUGUACUUAGAACCUAUGCUUUACCGAUGUUCUUUAGAAUUGCGCUUUAUGAGAAGAUAUCACAAUGCAACAGUCAAACAAGCUUCUACUACUCGUAUAGAUAUUCAUUGCAAUAGCAUGGAAUUUAGUAUGACAUCACAACAGUUUCCUAUGCUCAUGCGACUUUUAGUUUUAGCACAAACUCUCCAAAGUCAUGAAUUAAAAAAACAAAAUAUGGCAAACAAUGGUGAAAGUAGUACCCAAAGCGAGGAAACAGUUGAAGAAAGUCAACAAGUUGGAUGGGCAGGUUGGGCUUGGAGUUUAGUUCCAUCUAUUUUACCAACAUGGGAUGAAGAUUGGUCUGAUGAGCAACAAGUUAUGAAUUUAGGGCAUACAACACAUAUAGGAGUGUUUGUUGACAAUGCCUUAUUUUCAUUUAAAGUUUCUGAAUCAAGUAGUGAAAAAACUUAUUAUGCUCCUAAAAAAUUAAAGUAUUGGCCUAUUCUGUCCUUGAGACUUCAGGGAUGCAUGCUACAAACUGUGUCACACAAUGUGAAUUGGACAAACACUCAAGUAGGAAUAUCAAAGUUAUCUUUGUUGCCAUCAGGAGACUGUGUUUGCGGGGCUGAUGAGGUGUUAGAUAACAUGCAACCUCAAGAGUACUUCAAAAGCUUGUUGAGUCCAACAAUGUGCCAUUUUAGUGACUCAUUGCUAGAUUCUGAAAGCUUUGAGAAUCGUGGGCAGAGAAGGAUGUAUAAUCUUUCAUGGGAUGAACAUAUGGAUUUGGUAAAUGAAGAAUACUUACUAUCCAGAAGUCCUGCUCUGGCAGUUGAUAUUUUAUAUAAUUUAGAAAUUCCUGAGGAUUUUCCACAAGAAAAAGUACAUGAAAUUGCAUGUGAUUUAGAGUAUAGUAACUUUAAAGAAAGGACUUCAAUAAGAGCUUUUGUUGGUCCUUUUAAUUUGAGAUAUACAUCAGGUUUAGUACACAGAUUGAAUGUUUUACAACAAGCUUCUGAACUAUAUGAUUAUCAACCAUAUAUUGAAACAAAACCUUCACCAUCAUAUUCUGAACUUCCACCACCAUCUAGUGAAGAUUAUGAUGCUUUAACAGAAUACUUACCUAUGCAGAAAAUUGAAUUCACAUGUAUUAGACCAUCAAUAGAGUUUAUUUUAUGGGAUCACAUGCCUAGUAAUCAUCAAAAUCCUAAAAAGAGACAUCAAUCAUUUUCUUCUGUAAAUGAGAAAUAUAGUACUGCCAAAGAACUUCCUAAGCUUAAAUUAGACAUUGAAAACAUUUAUGCAAAACUGGAGAAACCUAUGUAUCCUAAUAGAUUGGUAUAUACUACAUGCAAACUUCCUAACCCACCAAAGAAUUUAUUGGAUUCAUGUUAUGUGAAAACUUUAGCGACAUGUCAUGGGCUCAAGUUAAGUUUAGUAAUCAAAGAUAAGGCAAGCAUAUUACUGAAUCCUGCGCAUAUAACAUACACUGGUAAUACUAUUUUGUUAAGUAAAUAUUGGAGAGAUAAAGAUAUUUCCUUGGAAGAAUUAUCUGUAAGUGUUGAUUCCAUUAAUGUAACAAGUACAAAACCAAGAUUUCUUCUGGCUAGUCAUAUCUUAGAUUCUGUUGUGCGGCAAAAUAAAGAUGGUUUUACAGCAAUUUUUGGAUCAACCUUAUUAUUAGAUUCAUGUUUGGACGCUAGGAUGGAACACUUGGAGUUUAAUUUAGAAAAUAUGUAUGUUGUAAGAAAUUUAACUGUGUGCACUCAAUCUUAUCAUUUUACCCUGGAAUCUUGUAAAGCUUUUAUUAUUGAGCCAAUGCUAAUAAAAAAAAAUAAGGAAGCCACAUACACAUAUGAAACAAGUGAAUUAUCCACUUACUUGUUAAAAACUAUGAGUAAAAGUGUUAAAGUACGUAUGACAGAAACAUUUAACGUGAACCAAGCACAGCAAGUUAUCAUUUUAUCUGGACCUGAAGUUGAAAUGAAAGGUUCUCAGAUGGUACACAACUCAAAUAUUUUGCUUUCUCUAACAAUCCAACUCCCUUUAAAACAAGGCGUUCCUGAUCAUCCAGCAUUAAUAUUAUUUAAUUUGGCUGAGUUACGAAUAAGUUUGGACCCACUGCUUUGCAAAUGGUUGCGCUAUGAACCGAGGAAGUUCUUGCAACGAAGAGAUAAAAUUAGUUUUGAUCAUGGUAGCGUUCGAAGAAGGCGAUGUUCAGAAGCCAGUGGUGGAAGUUUGGAAACACCAAGGAGAGUUGGCCCACAACCAACAUCUGUUCAUUCUUCAGAAAACCAGCAAAGAAAUCCAUCAAUUCCCAUUCGUACUAUGUCUCCACCACCUGAGCAUGUCCAGGAACCACAUGAAACACAAUGGUUCAAAUCAGUAUUAGAUUGGCAUGUGGUGUGGAAAUCAUUAUUGAUUAUAGGUGAUUUAAAUCAAGUUACUAUAUAUUGUCCAACUGCAUCUAUUCCUGCUUUAGGUGCUCAAAAUUUACAAAGUGCUUACUUGAACAAUGUUGAUAUAAAUCCGGAUUUAGAAAUUUUUGUUUUGAAGUUACCAUUUUGCAGUCUGAGAAGUGCUAAUCAAAGGCAGAAGUUAGAUCCAUAUAUAAUUUACUAUCCUAUUAAAUUACCUGAAAAUAUUUGGACGGAUGGCAAAAAAAGUUUUCCUUGGACUAUUUCGAUCUGGGAUUUUUCAAGUUAUACAGUGAGAUAUAAUAAAACAUAUCAGUUUAUAAAACCUGUUACAUGCAAUGCAACUAUUGCUGUCACUACUAAAUCUUACCGCAGAAUGAGUGCAGAUUCAAUGAAAAAUGAUGUAAAAAAUUCAAAGUCAGAAGGUUUAGAGCAAUCAGAUAGUAGAAGUGAUUUCCGAGACAGUGAUCAUAAUAUUACGCCAGGAAAGGUUCCCAGUCUUGUCGACAUGUUCAAUAAAUCUUCUAACACGAGUUUAGAUAUAAACAGUAGCAAUAAUUGCAAUUGUACAGAUCAGUUGUGUUCAUUGGGCAUUUGUGUAUAUCUUGAUACAAUGCCUAUAGUUAUUUGCAUGUCUGAACCUCAAGUUGCAUUAAUUUCGAGCUUAGCAGUAGGUUUAUCUGAGAUAUUUUCCACAAUUUCACAGAAUGGUCAAAUUCAACCAACAUUUCCUAGAAGUCAAAAUCCAACAACGCCCACAGAUAUUUUGUUCAAAGAAAGUACGCGAGCGUCUACCAUCAGUGGCAAUACACAAUCAGUCGAAGAGACUGAUUUAGAAACGGGUCCUAAAUUUACCGUUUUCAUACAAUGGACGUUGACAAAAUUUAGUGUAAAAUUGUAUGGCAAUGAAGGAGCAGCACAGCUUAAGCUUUCACUUGAUGUGGAAGAUAUUGUUAAUAGUUUAGAUAUGCAAAGUGUUUAUAUAAAAUAUAAAACCAAAAUAGCUACAGCUAGUGUGAAACAUUAUAGAAUGGAUCCUUAUUCUAAAAGAUGGGUUAAUGGCCCAUAUCUUGGCAUUGUUAUGAAAGUUAGAGAAAAUGGAAAUUCUUCAUCAGAAGAUAAUAGUUUUGCAAGUAUUAUAUAUACAAGGGCUCGAUGCGGUAAUGUGCAUAAUCGAUGGGGUGCAAAAAAGUAUAAACACCGUGACAAAUACAAUAAACCAUCUGUUUCUAAAGUUCGAUACUUAUCAGAGUUGAUGGUUAACUUACAAUCUGUCGAUUUGGUGUUAAGCCCAAAAACUUUAUCAAGCUUUCUAUUGGUAUUACACCCAUUAUCAAAUACGUCAACAACCACUUCAGCUAGACCUUGUGUUCGAACUCCAGAUCCUUUGCAUAGUGACGCUGGAAAUUUUCAAUCAUUAGCUGUGCUUAAUUUACCACUAAUUUAUUUAGACAUUCGCGGUUUACGGUUUAUCAUACCAUCUUCUGAUCAAAAUUCUCGAUUUUUAUUUCAAGAUGUUUUUAUUUUACAAAUAACACACAUUAAUUUAAACCCUGCACCGGACAAUCCUAUAUGUAGAUCACCGCUUCGUCCAGAUUUAUAUCAACAAGCUGCACAAGCUGAUUUGUUAAACGUUCCCGGUUCCGAAAUUGAAGAUAGGCAGUAUCAACUAACUGCAAGUUCUUUUCAUAUUAGUGCAUGCGUUUGGUCACAAUUAAAACAUUGCUUAGCAGUAGAGAAUACAGAUUUUAAUCUUCGCACCAUGAAUGAAAAUCCAGCUCUGGAAUGGAAUAACUUAGACAGUAAAAAAUCUACAUUGGCGUCAAACCUUGUCUUAAUUCCGGUUGUUAAUAAAUUUGAUUUGUGUAUAGUAGCGGCUCCUGCGAUGGUUCAUGGAUCAACAAUCAUUUGCGGACAUGCAGUGGAAAUUAAUUGUGUUAGCGAUUUAGAAGUGAGCAUUAGUGUCGAUCAGGUGAAACUAGCCCAAUUAUUAGCUGCCGAAUGCAGUAGAAUGAUGAAUCCGAUUAAUGAUGCUAGUAGAAGUUCAAUAGUUUUUCCUUAUAUGCAAUCUGCAACGUCAAGUUCUAUUCCUGAUGAUGACAAUCUUCUAGUAAAUGAAAUUCAGUAUGAAAGCAAUAUCGUCACAACAUCUCCAUUAGAUUCUGGCGUAGACGUAGCAGAUUUUAGCAGUGAGAAUAUUGCUUUAACUAAAUUGAGCAAUGAAACUAUAGAUGAAUUUACCAUGUUUGAAAAGAAAAUCAAUGAGAAGCCGAUACGUCCUUUAUAUGAUCAUGAAACUUUUAUACCUUUCGAACUUAUAUUUACUGGCGGCAUAAUUGGAAUAGCCUUCUAUCAAAAUCACAAAGUAACAAAAUCUAGGGUAUCUUUUAGCGCUAGCACUUCUGAACAUAUUAUGAUAAUGUAUGACAAGGGUUACGAAGCAUCUGCAGAAGAUUAUAUGGAGGAUAAUUUAAAUUCGAUUACUCAACCUUUAAUACGAUUGGUUAUAGAACAACCUAACGCGUUGAUUUCUAAAACAGCCUUCGAUCGACGUUUUCAAGUUUCCAUUUUCGACAUCCGUUUAGACAUCAGUGUUAUGAAUUCAAGUGUUGAGAAGAACACACCUCAGCCGAGUGAUUAUAGAUUGAUCUUGUUAGAGACUAAACCAGGACAGACCAAUCCCGCUACUGGUGUUCCCCCGGCACUGAUUACCGUGAGAUGUACUUCGGUAAUGGGUAAAAGUAAUGAUUUAGAUAUUGUUGUAGCUCGUCCGAUAAAAUUACAUUUCUCAGUUGACCGAUGGCAACAUUUGAUGCUGAUUCAAAAGAAACUGGUAUACUGUGCUCAAAAUGAAGAAACGAUUUAUAUCAAAAGUGUUUCGAAUGAAAAUGAAGAACCAAGUUUAGAAUUUUGUAACCCGCCAAGUGUUUUCAAUAAGUUUAAUGCAAUAAAAUUAAAAGCUGGAAGUUUGGGUCACAUUACUUUUAAUACAACACAGUUAAUUUUAAAUUUAAAUACCAUGGAAAACGAUGAAUUGAAUUUGGCAGUGGCUGGCAUGAAAGCAAAGUUAGCUAUUUGCAAUCGCCCGGAAAAAAUUCAAAGUUCUGUGGGUUUCGAAAGCAUUUCCUUAAACUUAGUAAAUUCUAAUUCAAGAAUGAUGCUUCUUCACCCUUGGUCCUUUGAUGUUUACACUACAUUAUACUGGGAAUCUUGGCAACAUCCUAAUGAUGAUUUUUUGAUACAAAUUAAUGUCGAUUCAGAUUGUCUAAUGGUGAAUGUAGGGCCUGAACAUAUAAAAAUUUUGCAAAAACUUAAUAAGGAAUACGAGGAAAUAUUCGAGGAAUUGACAAGUGAAACUAAAUAUACGGUAGUUCAGGCAGAAGAAGAUUUGUCACUUAUUGAAACAGCUUACAGUGAAUCCAGUGAAAAUAGUAAGACAACUACUACACCUAAUACACAACAAACUCAAGAUCAGCAUUAUAAAGACGACUUGAGAGCUGGUGCAUUCCAAUUUGUGGACGCCUCGCUAGGUGAAGAAAUACCGCUCCCAUAUCAAGUUCUUUUCUGGUCUGGAAUUCAAGGAACUGGAAGUAUGUCUUGGAGAUACCCUCAACCAAGGCUGUUGACGAAAGUUCAUAUUUAUCCCGUACCAUUUCAGGUUAAUCCAGAAGAUGUAACAAAUCUGACUGUCUACUGCCAACUUGAAUAUUACUCCGAGGUACAUGGCUCUUUUCUGCCCUACUGCCAAUUUACAUUGUCUGAAAGUAAAAUGCUUCGAUUAAACAUGCCGACGCAUAUUCCAGAUGCGUGCUCCGCUAGUGUUUGGCGAGUUUUAAUGUCUUCCACAAAUUUUGACUCUGAAACUAAUUUCAUGACCAAACAUAAACGCCUAAGAGUCGAAAAUUAUAAUGGAGAAAAUCUAAAUUUCGGACUCAUUGUUAGCCCGAGAGCAUUGGCCGCCUGCAUGAGGAUAGAUUCUUUCUUCAGCGCGAGUUUGGUACCUAAAACCAAAUGCGUUGUGAAAGUUUCAUGUUUAAAAGUUAAUUUAUUCAACAAUUUAGAUGACAGUCAAGCUUUUGUGAUGCCUGAUGUUUUAAAAUCGUAUCAGAUUAAUACGAUCGAUGCUUAUAAUCAAGAGGUAAUGACAUUAACUUUGGAUGCAACUAAAAUGUAUUUUUCAAAUUGGACCAAUGAAUCCAUGGUGAUAAAAUUAGAUACUUCUAUGAAAUGUAGUGUGUUAGAUUAUGGUUUCCUCACAACACAGUCAUUUCUAGAACCUACGGUAUUGAAUUUCAAUUAUUCGAAAGCUAAUAACACAAGUACUAGCUUAAUGUCCAAACCUAUAGUAUUGAAGUUUGGCCCAUCUAUCGCACAUACAUUGGCCAUCACAGAGCAGAUGUGGAAAGCUAAUUUCACAAAUGCUCAGGCGAUGAAGCUAGAAAGUGCAAAUGCGAUUGAAUUAAUACCAAUGACUAGAUAUGUAAUAUGCAAUGAUACUAGUUUUACUUUAAGUUUUGGCCAAUCUGCUACUGAUGAAAGUGUCAUUCUUACACCACUGGCGUGUAACUAUUAUGCUUGGAGAUCUCAUAAAAAAAAACAAUUACUAAGGAUUUGUGUUCUUCAAUAUGAUCAAAUGUGGUCUGAGGCAUUUGCUAUUGAAAAAUGUGGAAAGCUUUAUAUAAGAUUUGAUCUAAACCCACAAGUUAUAAUAAUAGUAGACAUUACUAUGUUAUCAGGCACUCAGAAAAAAAUUACAUUUAGGGGACAAUUAGAUGUUUAUAAUAUGACAAAGGAAGUUUUUGAAAUGAAAGUUUUUCCAGCAGUUUUGAUAAAUCUAGAUGGGAGAUAUUCAAGCAAACAGCUUGCCAGGCCGAAGUAG